This is a messenger RNA of Lytechinus variegatus (green sea urchin), 1602 nucleotides long. Its product is annotated as 5-hydroxytryptamine receptor 1-like. Gene Ontology annotation, cellular component: membrane. Gene Ontology annotation, biological process: G protein-coupled receptor signaling pathway. The record is from RefSeq and is a predicted model, not a curated record. NCBI's taxonomy places the organism in Eukaryota, Metazoa, Echinodermata, Echinoidea, Temnopleuroida, Toxopneustidae. Gene Ontology annotation, molecular function: G protein-coupled receptor activity; peptide binding. The transcript is spliced from 3 exons. The coding region runs from base 1 to 1203 and encodes 400 amino acids.
AUGUCCAGCACGAAUUCCUCUACAACCCCAUACAGCGGUCUGCAGAUCGACCACCAACCGACAUCAGUGGUGGCCAUCGUCGAGGGAUUGACGAUGAUCAUCAUCUUUCUCGGGUCGUUGAUAGUUAAUCUCGUCGCCUUGGUGAUCAUCCUCCGUGAUAAGACACUGAGGAGAAAUGUUCAUAAUUGGCUAAUCAUCAACCUGAUCAUCAACGAUCUCGGGAUUACGAUCACCAGUAUGUCAUUCUCUAUUAUAUCUGUCUUUGACAACGGUUAUUUUCUGAUUCACAGUGAAGUCAUGUGUUUGAUCAACGGGAUUGGUGGGACAAGUUUUUCCUUCGGAAACUUUGCCACCAUUGUGGCCAUAUCUGUAGACCGCUAUCUGACCGUCGUUUGGUCGAGUCGCUUUCCUCCAACAAAGACUCGUAUCAUCAUCUUCAUCAUUCUCUGUUGGGCAUUUUCCGUGUUCAACAUCAUCCCGCCUUCCUUUGAGUUAAUCUCUGAUUACAAAUAUCACCCUUUCACCCAUCAUUGUUCCCCAAUCUGGCAAGUAUGCCUCUAUUACUUCAUCUGCUUCGUCAUCCUGUUCGGCAUCACUAUUCCCGCCAUGGUCUUCUGCUACAUUGGUGUCUUCUGGACCUUGAGGCGUCAGCAGCAGGUCCUUCGAUCUCACGCCAACGGUCGAAAACCGGACGACGCUCCUGCAGACGUUAUUGCAAGCGACAGCGAGAAAGUCGAUGAUGAAAGCCUUCACGCAUCCAAUCCGACGACCAACUCGGGCUUGAGUUUGGAAGAUCUUCCUGGUCGGUAUGGAAAUGUUUCUGAGACAACAGAAGAAUCAUCAUCUCCCAACCUUGACCAGCCUGUGGGUAGUGGUAUCCAGGAAGCGGCUGCGCAUCCGAAGAAGAAGAUGAACGAGAAAAGGAAGAGGGCCUUGCAGAAGAAACUCACGACUGACAAAAGAAUCGCUCUGACAGGCGUACUAUUGGUGAUGACUACACUGAUCUGCUGGACACCAUAUUCCAUUGUGCAUUCAUGUUCCAUCGAUAUCAGUGUAACUCAUUCAUUGGGUGUGUUCACAAUGUGGCUCGCUUACAUCAACUCACUCCUCGAUCCAAUCAUUUACUCAUUCAUGAAUAGACGAGUUCGUGCUCGAUACCAUGCCAUGAUGUCUAGCUUCAGAAUGACUGUAUGUAAGAAAUAGUGUAUGAAUCUUCUCACUUGAGCAUCACUUGCAUAUUAAUGUCAAUGCUGCAAAAUCUGCAUUCAUGAAACAAGUUCACACGAGAAACUGAUGGUUUUAAACCUCUGAUUUACAAACCUGUUAAACAAAUCCAAAGUCAUAAUUUAUUGACUAUCUCUUUAUCAAAAGUUAACAUGAUGUCGAAAAACUAAUCAAGGUGUCAUUUCUGUAACAGAAAACCCGAUAAUCACAAUUCUUGUAGAAUGAUUUUAAUGAUCCCUUGCAAAGUCUCCUCAAUCAUGACUGUAAAUGGUAAAUAUAUUAUAGAUAUGAAUCGACUUAUCAGUUUAUAAAUACUGAAUAUUUAAAAUUAUUGAAUUGGCUCUUUUAUUUCAUUUCAUUUCGUCUAUUUCCAUUUUC